Molecule: messenger RNA, 8218 nt
Organism: Cynoglossus semilaevis (tongue sole)
Lineage: Eukaryota; Metazoa; Chordata; Actinopteri; Pleuronectiformes; Cynoglossidae
Gene: apba1a
Product: amyloid beta (A4) precursor protein-binding, family A, member 1a
Exons: 13
Coding region: 646-3462 (938 amino acids)
Biological process (GO): chemical synaptic transmission
Cellular component (GO): plasma membrane; dendritic spine; cytoplasm
Molecular function (GO): protein binding; amyloid-beta binding
Source: RefSeq, a predicted model, not a curated record
AUACAGCAACACUAAGAAUGUUCAUAACAACAAUUUUAAAAAUAAAAACAAACUGGUGAGCACUGCUUCAUUUGUGGGAGGUCCCAGAAUGCAAAGAACAGGUAGCUCUGGCAACAAUUGAGAUUGAGAAGAGUUUGGAGGAGGAACUUCUCAAAAUACACAAGCACACCAUGUAUACCAUCAGCAUGUAUGCAUGCACACCUCUAUCUCUAUCAGUAAAAGGCUGGAGUGAAGGCAGGAGGUGGUCAUGAGAAUUUAUUUUUGUAAUCACUGUGUUUAAUUAAAUAUGUUUCAAUAAAAUGGUCAUUUUAAAACAACAUAUUCUUUGUCAGACUGUGAAUGUGGAUAAAUUGUUUUAAACUGCUCUCUCUGUUUGUCCUGCAUGUGUGAUGCUGUGACGGUGGGAUGAAGGAGGGGCGCACACGCACACGCCCACACGCACUCACACAGUCGGCAGCAGCAGCAGCAAAGGGGAAGAUGGAAGAGUAGGAGGCGGUGUCAGAGCGGAUCUCCAGCCCGCAGCAGCAUCACCAUCACCGCUGAUGGUCGCAGCCCCAGUUCUGAGCUUCAACAGGUGUCUAAUGACAAUGGACUAAAAUCUCCUGAUCCUUCUUUAACACUGUUGAACCAAGCAGAACCGGAAGCAUGAGUUCCCCCGAGAUGGAGGUUGGACAAGCAGUGACGGAAGAAACUGAUGCUUAUUCUCACCAACGCCAAAGCAACCAUGGUGGUCAGCCCCAUAACCAGGGAAAGCGAUACAGGAGGGAGGGCUCAGCUGGAGGAGCAAGAACUUCUCAACAGCGGCAUUCACAGGAGGAGCAAGACAUUGACCAACUGUAUGGGGCUCAGUCCCCACAGCUCCAGCAGCAGACACAGCCUACGCCACGACCUGCAGUAACCCGUUACCGCAGACAGGGAGACAGCGAGGCCCGGAUGAGAGUCCAGCAGCAGAGACACAGGCAGAGGCAGCAGAGAGAGGCGGAAAGGGCACAACAACAGAAGAAGCAGCAACAUCCAGAAAUGUCCCCAGAAGAUGAGCGCGAGCGUGAUGACUCAGCCCUGGCCCGCUCAGCCAGCACUGAGAGUGGCUUCCACACCCACUCCGACAGGGUAGAAGGGGACGAUGGUCUGGUUAUGAUGUCUCUGGAGCCGGAGGCACAGCCAGAAGCAGAGGAUGAGACGGGGAACUAUGGAGUCCAGCUACGGCCUGAGGCUGAGGGAUACACUGAGAGUGCAGAGGCUGAACAGCAGCACCUUCACUCACAUCUUUACUAUCCCCCACGGCCCCCGCCUAUACCACUUGAACCCCUGCCUGAUAUCCAAAAUCCCCAGAGCCUUGAUGAUGCUGAGGAGAUACCAAAUGCUGGAUACUCCAACUAUGUGUACACCCAGCUCAUCAGCCCCUCAGGGGGGAGGCCUGAUUGCUUUGGGAGUCAGACAUUUGAAGGUCUUGACACUGCACCUGUGGAGGAGGCUUAUGCUGAGCCCUAUGACAUUUACUCAAUGUCAGAGCACGUAUACGAGGAAAUCUGUGAUUCCAACACAUCGGUUUCAUCCACUUCCGAUACAGCAGGGGACAGAGUGUCUCUACAACAGAAGAGAGCCAGUUUUCGUCUAUUGGAGGGCCAGACAGGAAGUGGUGACUACCAUCAACAGGAGGCAGUGGGCUCUCGUCUGCGUCACUACGAUGAGCGCUCUGACGGUGAAUCUGACAGCCCAGAAAAGGAAGCCGAGUUUGCCCCGUACCCACGGGCCGACAGCUGCGAGCAUGAGGAGGACAUUGUCAGCAUCAUUGCUGAGGUCAAUGAAAGUGUGAGUUCUCAGAGCCUUCGUCAGGCUGCAGAGGAGGUUAUAGCUGUGAACGAGCUUGAAUCACAGGGCGACAAUGACAAAUGCCACAAUGCGUCAGACCGGGGGAAGAUGUUCAAGAAACUGACCGUGAGUCCUUCAGAUGAAUCUGCGUUCAUGAGGAACAGUCAAGAGAAGAGGGAUGCUAUAUCUCUGGCCAUCAAGGAUAUCAAGGAGGCCAUAGAGGAAGUGAAGACCAGAACAGUGAGGUCUCCUUACACACCUGACGAGCCCAAGGAGCCCAUCUGGGUCAUGAGACAAGACCUGAGUCCAACUGCUGAGUGUGACCUGCCAGCAUCUCUGGGAGGAGACUCUCCUGGUUCCAGUUCUCCUUCUCCUCUGGGAGCAGAGUCAUCCACCAGACAUCUGCUGCAGGACGAUGUCAUAGACUCCUCUCCUUCCAACAAAGACUCCAGGAGGAGCCUGGCCGUAGAAGUUCCAGGUCCAUGCGACCCAGAAGACCUGAUUGAUGGAAUCAUCUUUGCAGCCAACUACCUGGGCUCCACCCAGCUGCUGUCAGAUAAAACGCCCUCCAAGAAUGUCCGCAUGAUGCAGGCACAGGAGGCGGUCAGCCGUGUCAAGGCGGCACAGAAAUUAACGCAGAACAAGAAGCAGGCCCCUGAUGGUGAACCCCAGCCUAUGACAGAAGUGGAUCUGUUCAUCUCUACCCAGAGGAUCAAAGUGCUCAACGCUGACUCCCAGGACACCAUGAUGGACCACCCCUUACGAACCAUCUCCUAUAUUGCCGACAUUGGCAACAUUGUAGUUCUCAUGGCGAGACGCCGGAUGCCUCGACCUGACUCUCAGGAGAGUGUAGAAGCCUCUGACCCGGGUCAGGACAGCAAGCGUCAGUACAAGAUGAUAUGUCAUGUGUUCGAGUCCGAGGAUGCCCAACUGAUUGCACAGUCUAUUGGACAGGCUUUUAGCGUAGCUUACCAGGAAUUCCUACGGGCCAAUGGCAUUAACCCUGAGGACCUCAGCCAGAAGGAAUACAGUGACCUCCUCAACACUCAAGACAUGUACAAUGAUGACCUGAUUCACUUCUCCAAGUCUGAGAACUGCAAAGAGGUGUAUGUAGAGAAAGGUAAAGGCGAGAUCCUGGGUGUGGUCAUUGUGGAGAGUGGGUGGGGCUCCAUCCUGCCCACUGUCAUCAUUGCCAACAUGAUGCAUGCUGGGCCAGCUGAAAGGUCUGGCAGACUGAACAUUGGAGACCAGAUCAUGUCAAUCAAUGGGACCAGUCUGGUGGGCCUGCCCUUGUCCACAUGUCAGAGUAUCAUAAAGGGUCUGAAAAACCAGUCCCGGAUCAACCUGAACAUCGUCAGGUGUCCUCCAGUGACCACGGUCCUCAUCAGACGACCAGACCUUCGCUACCAGCUGGGUUUCAGUGUUCAGAAUGGCAUUAUCUGUAGCCUCAUGCGAGGAGGCAUUGCUGAACGAGGGGGUGUGAGAGUGGGUCAUCGCAUCAUCGAAAUCAACAGUCAGAGCGUGGUGGCCACGCCCCAUGAGAAGAUUGUCCACAUUCUUUCCAACGCGGUGGCAGAGAUCCACAUGAAGACGAUGCCUGCAGCCAUGUACCGUCUGUUGACCGCACAGGAGCAGCCUGUUUACAUCUAACAAGACCUCACAUGCCCUUUAACCCAGAGCUGAACCUCCGCUGUUCCCAGCACUCCACCUCCAUUUCCACUUCCACCUCAAUCCUUCUUCUAAAGCUGCUGCAGUGGGUCCAAGUCGUCGAUCGUUGUUGUUGGACAUUUUUUGGCUUUGUCUUGUCUUCAAGUGGCAAUGUGCAGAAAUAUAUUCACUCUAAGGUCCAAUAUGCAAUGGUUUCAGCUCCGCUAGGUGUAGCAGGUGAGUAAAAUGUCUUUCAAGGCUAUUGUAAACUGGUGUAGUAAAUUAGUUCAGGUCUGGUUUAGGUUCCGGAUCAUUUUAAGGCCCUGUGGGCUCUCAGAGCCUUGCAUUGAAAAAUAUACAUGAAUGGACAAAAGUUAAAUGUCUCUCCUCAUCUCUAGACUUUUUACUGAAUAAAAUCCGCUUUUCGGAAGUGAAUUUAGUUACUAGAUUGGUUUUGCUUUUUUUUGUCCCCAUAUCUAAGGGAUGAUCCCGGUUAGAGGCUGAAAUCAACCAAAUAUCCAGACUAAUAUUUGUUUAAUUUGAACAUAUUACAGGCGUAAGGUUUGUGUCAAUGUCAGUUGUUAAUCUUUGAGCGUUACGCAUGAUUUAAAACAGCAACUUUAGGCGUGAGAAGUGAGAACAAGGCAACUAGGGCGCUCCUCCUCCUCCAUCUGUGUAUAAGAGUAGUAGCAUAAUGUUGUUCAUUUCUGAUGACGCCAACUGCUCUGCCAUGACUAUUUCCAGAGCUAUUAGUUAUCUACAUACCUACGUGAGCUGCUGGCUCCCAAAUUUCUGCCUUUGUAAUUGUUUUAAAUCCUAAAUGUUGUUUAUGGUUGGUCCAGAUCAGGCGUGUCAAACUCGUUUUAGUUCAUUGGCCGCAUAUAACCUAAUUAGAUGUGAAGUGAGCCGGGCCAGUACAAUCAUAACAUAAUUACAUAUGAAUAACAGAAAGUCAGUCUCUUCCUCCUUUGUUUUCCUGCAGAAUAUACAUCUGAUGAAUCUACAAAUUUAAUUAAAUAUAAUUUUACAAAACAUUUCCUGUACAUGAAGUGUUUGUGUAUUUUUUUUUAAUUUUCAAAAUGUAUUAAGUGGAGCAGUUAUGGCCUGUGGGCAGUAUGUUUGACAUCCCUGGUCUAGAUGUUGCUUAUUUGUCAUACUUACAAUAUUAAACACACUAAAGAGGUUAUUGUUUAUCUGCAGUCGAUUUAAUGUUUGACUGUGGAUUGAAGCGCCUCUCCCUCGCUGCAAAGACGUCAUCUUUAUGCAGCGUCUAAAACUGUGUGAAAUCAGGUGGAAGAAGCCAGAGGUGUUGAUCAGCUGCUGUGAUGAGUUAGUUUCCACUCUUAUUAGAGAAAAAAAUGAAGAAACAUCUUUAGAUCAGGAGUCUCAUAUGAGUUGGGGAGGGGGGGCCCUACUGCCAUCAUCAUCUCAUCGGAGGGUUACAUCAGCAAUGGAGGACUAAGGCAGGCACAUGGCAGUACGAGUACCGUUUUUACUGCACUAUAAGUCGCACCUGCAAGCUAGUGUGCCCUCUAGCAGCUGUCAGCAUGAAUAUAGCGAACAAGUGCAUUUUCAGUGAUACAGGAGAAGAUGAUUCUGGUACACCAGCCUAGAGUGCCCUCUAGCGGCUGUCAGUGUAAAAAUAACAAACGUGAAAUUAGUCCGACUUGUAGUCUGAAAAAUACGGCAUUUAUAUUAUAGUGGUUUUGGACUGUCGAUACUACGUACAAAACGUUCCUGCUCAUAUUUUUUAGUACUAGUAAAAAUAAGCAGUUAAAAAUGUUUUAUUACACCUCAAGUAACCAUCAAAUAAAUCACCAGCUAUUUCUUUAGCCCUCGACUCUGCAGAAACUGCUUUACCAAUGCACCUCAAUAAAGUACUACAGUGUCAUUACAAUGUAGUGCAGGCCUGACGUUGGAAGUACCUGUGUUGGACACACCCCAAAAUCCAUUGGCUUUAUUUGGACUCACCCUGUUUUGUCUCCAUCAUUCUGGGAUGUUGUAGAUUUACAGUCAACCAAUCUCUGAAAACCGGAGCUGCUGUUGAUUUGUUGUAGUGUUGUGUUCAAUUCUGUUCAUGCUAAAAGUUGCAUGUAAACAACAGCUAUAACAAUGACCUUAAUAAUCCAACUGUCCUGCUGUCCUGCUGUCUUUGGAGGCCGCCUGUUGCAUGAUGGACCUUUUCAUGAUUUAUUUCUCAGACCAGGUUUAUAACAGGGAAACUGCUGCGUUUUCUUUAAGCAAGUCCACCUCUGUGGUGACACUGAAAUUAAUAUUGAGAGUUGACAUCUCAGAAACUCUUCUAAUCUGAUCUCUGCCCUCAGUUAGAGGUGAAGGUCUUUCCCUGAGAGAAAACGUCAGUUUUCCUGUAGAUUUAUGUUCUUGUUUACUGAGUGUUUGUUUCUUGUGGUCGUCGUUGUACGGUAAUACGCACCAGUCACGACUUGAAUGAAGUGGAAACUGGUGCGAGGCUGGACCACCAGGCGUUGACUGAUCUCAGACCUGCUGCUAUUUCACUAGCAGAUACUGCUAGUUUCUACAUCACCUCCAUGCUACCACAGCUUCACGUGUGUGUUUGUGUGAAAGCUGCCGAUGAAUGUGUGAUCACACAUCUGCCGAGUGGUUAGCUUUUCUACCGCGUAGCUCUGUUUUGCACAUCGUAUAAAUAGCUUUUAAACUCCAUUGUUCUCAGCUGUCGUGGUGGUUGCUGUGUUUAUGUCAUGUCGUCAAUCUGCACGUUGUACUUAGUUAAUUCUGUGUCUAAGGCAUCACUAUUACCCCACUUACACACCCAGACCCUGGUGUGUCCCUGAUCCAUAAUUCUGAUUUUAUUUUUUAAAGGUUGUUUCCUAAAUGGUACUUAAGAAAUGUCAUAAUUAGGGUUGUCCAAUAAUAUCUGCCGACUGAUAUAAUCAACCAGAUAUUAGCAUAAUUAUGUAUGUAAUAUCUGUAAGAAUCGUUGUUGUUUUUCCCCACAAUGAUGAAAACCUGGUUAAUAUCGUAAUCGGAGUUUUGAUAACAUCGGUUUGGAUAAAUUCAUCAACCUUGUACACCAUUACUUUUGUCUGACAUUUGUAAAAUGCUAAAACUCGAUCUUUACUGCGGGUGGAUUAUUUUGCUUUUUAAUCCCAGCAGUGACAUCUUCUGGAUCACACACCAAGUAAACUACACGGUCCGUUCAUGCUGUUGCAAGAUCUUGACCAUUGGCAAGAGUGGCGAAAAAAAGGCUUUUUGUUAAGGAUACAUUAAAAUACUUAAGUGUAUGGUGGUAGAAAUGUGAAGCAUGUGGAGUAGGUUACAGUCAGGUGGAAAACAAAAGUCAGAAUACACUCUUGUGAUUGUAUUGUCUUUUUAUCCCAACCACAUUAAUAGAGACAGUCUGUCUCCAUAUUAAUCACUAUUUUUAUUUUUUUCAAAGUUCAUUCUAUUUAAGGUUUUCAUUGCAGUGUGUGCAGUUUUUGUCUUGUGUGCAGUGCUGCACAGAUAUGACGGAGAGUAGUAGUAGGAAAACGGCAACAGCUCCAUCACUCCGUUCACCUGUGAUUGUGACAUCCCGUCCUGUGAUUGGUCGAGUCCUCCUUUAAUGCUUCAGGUAUUACAUAGUUGUGAGCGAAGAGGAGGUGAAGAUCUGAAUUUGUUUUUUUUUGUUUUCGUGGUUGUUUGAAACGUCCGUCCACAUGACUGGAGAUUUUCUUGGCCUUACAACAACAGCUGCUGCAGGAUUUUUAUAGUGUUAUAAAACAGUAUAGAAAGGGAACCAUGUUUUUAUGCUUCUUUAAAUGUGUGUGUGUGUGUGUGUGUGUGUGUGUGUGUUUGUAGACAUUGACACCAUCUUCAAUCAAGGGCCAGCUGAAUAUAUACAUAAAUAUAUAUAAAUACAUAUAUGGACAAACAAUCUAGAAAGCUAUAUAAAACAUAUACAUUUAAUGGUGAGUUUGUCUUUUUCAGGUGGCAGUUAUUUGAAUACAAAAGGGAUAGAACUGAAAAAUUGAUUGUAAAAGUCAGACGUAAGUGUGUUGAUAUAUACAGUAAAUACAAGCUGAAAACGUUUGUAGACUUCUAAAUAGUGCAAUUAAAACUGAAAAAUGUCAUUUGUUUUUACCAAGUGAACCUUUGAAGUGCAAAUAAUGUUGUUUUUUGUAAAUCUUUCAAUAUUUGUCAUCAAGAAGAGAAUCAGACUGAUUUUGAGCAACAAUUUUUUUGACCCAGUAUUUAAAGAUAUACAAUUACAUUUAGUUGUUGAGUGAAUAUAAUUAAAACAGAAUGUGUUGAAAUCCAUUGCCAAGUGACAUUAAUUUAAUUUUCAUUGCAUUUUUAGGAAGUGUACCAACUAUUAUGGAAUUUGGGUUUGUAUACUUGGGAGAAUCACUAACUUUUCACUUUAUGAGGAAAUAAAGGGCACACAAGCAUGACACAUGUACUUGAUUAGCUUAAAGGGAUACUUGGGCUUUUAUUUUAAUUGGGCAUUUAUAAUGUGAUUAUUAAUUUGAACCCACUGUGGACAGAGUUCGGCGGGGUAAGGCUUGUCUAAAUCUCGGACUAUUCCUUUAACCUAACAACGUGUUCACAAGUGCACUAGUGCUGAAUGUAAGCAGAAUGUAAACUCAGUAAGUGUAAAGAGGAGAAAAGAGCAGCAGCAGUGUUGUAUUUAUUUGCUGGCUUUUUUCUGUGGUGUUUUAGCAACUGGAUCUUCAUUCUUGUACCACAGGCAGAAUGUAUUUCCAACAAUAAAAAGACUUGUAGAAGAAAUGUGGCUCCA